GACGAUAACAUCUCUUCCGUUGCGAGUGAAAUCAGAAUUGUCAGUAGUGAACACGCAAAGCAGAAUAUUUGGAGGACCAAAAGUGUAUAAAAGUAAAAAAAAAAUUGCGAUUUCAAUACAAGAAAAAUUUGAAGUGAUUAAGAAAAACUAAUUGGGUACUCGCGUCAUGUGGAUCGGAACACCACUUAUUCUGUUAUUGGCUUUAACGCCACAGGCCAUAAUCAGUGUAAAGCGACGCGAUCUAGAAACCGUAUUUCAAUGGAAACAGCUCGUCUAUGGUUUCCCUACUGAACAAGAUCGUCAAGAAGCAUUGAAUAGCGGCAAUUUCGUGCCAAAUAGUGGUGCACCAAUCGGUGUGGCACCACAUCAUCAGUCACAAAAAGGAACACGCGUAUUCACCACGAUCCCCAAAUUCCAAACAGGCAUUCCAUACACACUGGCGACUGUGAGUGAUACUAAUGAACCGAAUGGCCCUGUGUUGAAUCCAUAUCCAAAUUAUGGAUGGCAUAAUGCUCAUGGACGUGAUUGUGAUAAAAUUACUUCCGUAUUUCGUGUGGCGUUGACAGAGUGUGAUCAGAUGGUGGUUAUUGAUACGGGUGUCAUCGGCAUGACUCAAUAUUGUCCACCACAACUACUGAUAUUCGAUUUAAAUACAGAUACAUUAGUUCAUCGCUAUCGUUUCGAAACAAACGUGUACACGCCAAACGCUUCACUACUCAUCACACCAGUGGUUGUUGUGCAUGAUCCUCCUCCAAAAGGGCGCUGCCAACGCCUACAUGUGUACAUUGCUGAUGUCACAUAUCACGGUCUCGUUAUUUAUGACUCGGAGCAGAAUACCGCCUGGCGUGCCGAGAAUAAAUUCAUGUACCCAGAUCCCAAUUAUGGCACUCACACCAUUGCUGGUGAAAGCUUCACACUGAUGGAUGGCAUGUUUGCUUUGGCCACCGAUCAACGUCAACUCUACUUCCAUCCAUUGGCCAGCAACAGUGAAUACGCAGUGCCAUUGAAUGUGUUGAACAAUCGUACCAAUUGGGCUAACAACGUGGAGUCAAUGCAAGAUCAAUUCCGUUUAUUGGGUCAGCGUAGUAGUGAAUGUGCAGCGGAAACGAUGGAUAGUCAUAAUAAUCUCUAUUGUGUUACAUUCAAUCCAAUUAAGUUGACCAUGUGGAAUCCUAAUAGGCCAUUUAAUGUAAAAAAGGAGUUGCAAGUGCCAGCAGAUCCGCGUCUAAUAGAAUUUGUCAGCGACAUGAAGGUGUUUAAAAACGAUGCAGGCAAGGAAGAAUUGUGGAUGAUAUCAAUUCGUUAUCAGAAAAUUGCAUCGGGCACUUUGAGUGGCAGUGAAGUUAACUUUCGAGUUGUAAGGCGGCUGCUUGAUGACAUACAGCAUGUGUCUCAUCAAGAUCUGAGCCAGCGACUUAUAUUCACAUAAAAUGAUUUAUAGCAUGUUGCGCACCAUAUUCAUUACAAAGUUAAAUAAAUUACAAAAAAACUUGUGAAAAAAGGUAUCAUACUCGUAUUAUUAGGAAUUUCAUAUAUAUAAUUUGCCCGAAACAUCAUCUGAAUUAAAAAUAGUAUUUAAUAAAAUGUUUGUCAUUCAAUUGAUUAUUUUCAUUUACUUUAAUAAAUUUUUAAUGGCAAUUCCCAUAAAUUCAGUAAAUUCAAAAAGUAAACUGAAAAUACUACAUCUUAUUGCUUGAACUAGCUUAGAUAAAAUUUGCGAUUCCGCGAACAUCAGCCUUGUAGAGGUUUUUUUUUACUUUUGGUGUAAUUUAUGCGUUCUAAUGCAUUUAGAAUUGGCCCCACACAUCUGCCUUUUAUAGGCAAAUUAUCACUGCGCACUAUUUCUUGUUCAUGUACUUUAAAUAAUCCAGGUUAAUGCUGGUUCCCAUAUAUAAAGUUGUCAAAAAAGUCUUGCGGUAUUUUUAUUGAAUUUUCAAUUGUUCAUAAAAUUGGUUAUAAUAAUGCGAUUUAAGUUAAAUAUGCGCCGUUUUGUUCGAUGACGAGUUCCCAACGAGAUGCCAACUUCAUAAUGCCCCUCUUAUAGAAGAUCGCUUCCCUAUUGUCAAAAAACUCGGAGAGCCAAUUUUCACAGGACUCUCUUGUGGACAACUUCCGACUACCAAGCUCGUUCGCCACGGACAGAAAUAGGUGGUAAUCACUUGGUGCGAAAUCCGGACUAUACGGUGGAUGCAAAAGAACCUCCCAUCCGAGCUCCCGGAGCUUCUGGCGCGUCACCAAAGAUGUGUGUGGCCUGGCGUUGUCCUUAUGGAAGACAAUUCGGCCUCUGUUGAUCAAAGAUGGCCUUUUCUGCAUGAGUUCUGCAUUCAAGCCGUCCAGUUGUUGGCAGUACAGGUCCGAAUUAAGCGUUUGGCCAUAGGGGAGCAGCUCAUAGUGGAUGAUUCCCUGCCAAUCCCACCAAACACACAGAAGAACCUUCCUGGCCGUCAAUCCAGGCUUGGCCACCGUCUGGGCAGCUUCACCGCUUUUCGACCACGACCGUUUGCGCUUCACGUUGUCGUAAGUGACCCACUUUUCAUCGCCUGUUACCAUCCGCUUCAAAAACGGGUCGAUUUUGUUGCGAUUCAGAAGUGAUUCGCACGCAUCCAUACGGGCAAAAAUGUUUUUUUGCGUCAAGUCGUGAGGCACCCAUACAUCGAGCUUCUUUUUGAAUCCAAGCUUCUUCAAAUGGUUUAUAACGGUUUUAUGACUCAUGCCCAGCUCUUGGCCGAUGCUACGGCUGCUACUAUGCCGGUCUCUUUCGAUCAAUUCAGCGAUUUUAUCGCAAUUUUUGACGACAGGCCUUCCGGACCGUGGCGCAUCUUCGAUCACCUCUGCACCAGAACGAAAACGUUGAAACCAUCGUUGUGCGGUGGAAAUGGAAACUGUAUCGGGUCCAUAAACUGCACAAAUUUUAUUGGCAGCAUGAGAUGCAUUUUUGCCUUUAUCGUAGUAGUACUGUAAAAUAUGCCGUAUUUUCUCUUUAUUUUGCUCCAUGUUUGCGACGCUAUAACUCACGAACGACUAAAAGCAAACAACAAUUAAUCAAACGCGUGAACCGAUGCGACGAAUACAACUAGAACUACGCGCUUGCAAAGACAAGCUAGCGGAAAUACCGCAAGACUUUUUUGGCAACCUUAUAUUUUGCCUUUAAUUUUUCUAGGAGCAAUAUUAUUUUUAUUUAUUCUUGCUGCAUCUCUAGCACCAAACUAACAUUUCUCUUGCAAGAUUGUGCCCUACGAUAUUUUCCUUCUCUUCAGAACUUAACAGCUGUUUUCCAACAUUUUGAAUUCUACAAAAUUCAAAAACAAAAAAAAUUGUUUGCCACCUUAAAUAAAAGUCAUUGUAUGACUAACAAAUAUUUAUCCCGUAUAACUAAUAUAUUUUUCGCACUGAUGCAUAAAAAUUAACUGCCAUGUCUUUACUUAUUCAAACAAAUCAAACAAAUUUCUGCUUGCUCAUGCAAAGCACGCACAUCAGCUUGCUUUCAGUAUUAUUUAACAGCUUAGCAGCUUAGCCAAAAAACAAUUUUUUUUGUAAGCAAAAACUCGAAAAAUUAGCAAUAUUUCUGUUGCAUUGUUCACUGAAUUUAUGUAAAUUGCCACUAGUAUAUAUGUAUAUGUAUGUAUGUAAUUAAGCUAAAAUAACUUUAUUUUAAGUUGCUUAUGCUUCGAAGAGGUACUAAACCAAAGUCCAAUAUAAAACUACAUUCGAGUAUAUUCUUAUUGAUUUAUUUCUAGCCCUAUACAGGUAAAAAUUUGCUUAAAAAAUUCACAUGAAAGGUUUUUAUACUUCAGCAUAAGUUUUAAUAUUUACUUUCAAAGAAUUACAAUUUUAUAUAAA
Messenger RNA from Anastrepha obliqua, 3840 nucleotides. RefSeq names its product protein yellow (gene yellow-d). Lineage: Eukaryota; Metazoa; Arthropoda; Insecta; Diptera; Tephritidae. The record is from RefSeq and is a predicted model, not a curated record. Gene Ontology annotation, cellular component: extracellular region. Bases 167 to 1429 code for a protein of 420 amino acids. The transcript is spliced from 6 exons.